Molecule: messenger RNA, 3735 nt
Organism: Benincasa hispida (wax gourd)
Lineage: Eukaryota; Viridiplantae; Streptophyta; Magnoliopsida; Cucurbitales; Cucurbitaceae
Gene: CPR1
Product: F-box and associated interaction domains-containing protein
Molecular function (GO): protein binding
Source: RefSeq, a predicted model, not a curated record
AAAAAUAAAAAUAAAAAUCUGCUAAAGGAAGACCAAACAAUGAACAAUUAACGGUUGAAGUUGGCUUUUAGGUUUAUGGAACAACUGGAAAACCCUAAUCCAUGGAGUGAAAAGAUGUUCGCAUCCCCAGUACUUUCGCCAGCCAUGGCAGACAUACCUCUGGACCUUGUCGUCGAUAUAAUCUGGCGAUUACCGGCUAAGGCUCUUUUACGCUUCAGGCAAGUCUCAAAGAUAUGGAAACGCCUCAUCGAUUGCUCUAAUUUCGUCAAUCUUCAUAUGAAGAAAUCAAUCGACUCUCAAGUUCAUUGCCAUCUCAUUAUCCGAAAGAAUUCUGAUCUCUUCUCCGUUGAUCUCGAUCUGUUUGACCCCGCCGUUGAGCUUAUUCACCCUCUGAUGUGUUACGGUAGUCGAAUUAAUAUUUGGGGAUCUUGUAAUGGCAUAUUGUGUAUCUGUAACGUUGCUGAAGAUAUCGCUCUCUGGAAUCCAUCCACGAGGAAGUACCGUAUAUUGCCGUCUCUGCCCUCGGAGCGUCUCCGUGAUGGCGUUCUUCGCUUCGCCAUUGAGUCUUACGGGUUCGGGUUUGAUUCUGUUCACGAUGACUUUAAACUCUUGAAAAUUUCGCAGUUUAUUGGAUUAGAAGACCCUCUGGAUUUUGAUUCACAUGUUAAGGUUUUUAGUAUGAGAAAGUUUUGUUGGAUGCCGAUUGAAAGUAUGACUUACAUUCUGCGGUAUAACACGAAAAUGGGGGUUUUUGUCAAUAGUGCUUUACAUUGGGUUGUGUCUCGGAAUUUGGGGAUGGGGUCAGCUGACUUAGUGGUGGCUUUUGAUCUUGGAACUGAUAAAUUUCAAGAGAUUCCAUUGCCAGAGCUUACUGAUAGCCAAUGUGAAAUUCAUGUGGAUGUUUUAGGUGGGUGUCUCUGUUUGCUUGCAAAUUUUGAUCGAAUUCGCUUUGAGGUUUGGGUGAUGAAGGAGUAUGGAGUUAAGGAAUCGUGGAUGAAAUUACUGACUGUUUCUCAAGUUGAUUUUGUUGGUUCCAUUAAGUCUGUGAAACCAUUGUCUUAUUCUAAGACUGGCUGUAAAGUUCUUCUACUUCAUAAUCGUAGAAAGCUCAUUUGGUAUGAUCUUCAUACUCAAAAAGUGCAUGAUGCUGUGAUUGAUGGGCUGCCUCAUAGCUUUGAUGCUGAAACAUUAGUGGAAAGCCUUAUUUCAGUUGAUACUUACAGGGAAAAUACUGUAAAGAAGAUCCUCGAAGAGAAGAGGGAUGAUUUCUUGUCAGAAGGGUUCAAAUUGGUGUUAUAGACAAAAAGAGAAGAGCAACUGCGGGAGUGGAAAUGGGUAUUUCUUUUUCUUUUUCUUUUUCCUAAAAAUUUGAAAUAGAGUUUACACUUUGCUUAGCCUCACAAAAUUUUACUCUUGAAAACAAAGAGCUAAAAAGGAAUUUCUUAUCUAACCAAAAGGGGCCUUAGUUUUUAUCACAAAAUUGAAUUUUAUGGAUUCCUUCAUGGUUAAAACUGAGAGUUGAUGAUGGGGUGCUAUAUUCUAUUACACAUACGAUCAUCAUUUUGAAGGUAGAAAGAUAUAAAUAUGGUGGAUGGCAACAUCUCGAUGCAUAAGGCGUCAAAACAGAUUCUCACCGCACCACUCUGAGUUUUUAGGUUGAAUGAAAGAUCUUUACAUACUCUUAUCACAUCCUCUACAGGUGGUUAUACUGUAUUAAGUAGCUGACUUGUGUAGUUUGUGGAAUUGAUAGUUUUGUUGUGAUUUGGGCUCUUGUGAUAUAUAUUGUUAAUGGUGACUAUUUCCGGUUUGUAAAUAAAUAAAAUGUAUCAAGACAAGAUUUUCAAAGAAAUUUAAUUCAUUGAAUCAAACUUUAUGUGUAUUAGUUUGUGUUAGUAUAGUGGUUCACUCUUUCUAUUCUCUAUCUUUGAGUCAAGGAAGUUGUUAGUCCUCCAAAAGUUUUAGUCCUUUAGUCCUCUCUCCCUCCUGUAACUUCAAAGGUCUUCCAAUCUUCUUUUUCUCCUUAUAUGAAGGGACCUCUAUAGAGUUUUCUAAAAUUCUUUCAUGGGCUUGGGUCGGGUUACUUUUCGACUCAUAUUUUGGAAAUUGUCCUAGAUAGCUAAAAUGCAGAUACACUUUGAAAGACUACUAAGUGCAUUUCUUUGAGGCUCCACAUUCCAGUCUUUUUGCUUAGAUACUCUCAAUGCAGAUCUCCUAUUUAGUUGGCCAUAAAUUGGUUGCACUUUCUACAUUUAAGGAUGCUGUACCCAUAGUUUCAGUUGGGUUUAUUAUUAUUAUUAUAAUUAUUACUACUACUACUAUUAAUAUCUCAUUAGCUCUCAGUUUUUCAAACUGAGUUUUACUGGUAACUUUUUCUGCACUUCCUACAUUUAAGGAUGCUGUACCCAUAGUUUCAGUUGGGUUUAUUAUUAUUAUUAUAAUUAUUACUACUACUACUAUUAAUAUCUCAUUAGCUCUCAGUUUUUCAAACUGAGUUUUACUGGUAACUUUUUCUGCACGUUUAGGGAGAUUUUUUAUUAUCAUUGGCUACUGUGAGACAGUGAGUUGAGAUAACAAAAAUACAAUGUCUUUGCAAGUAACAAAACCGAUCCAUUGCGAUAGAUGCCAAAUAGUAGUAAAGGUUAUAGAUUUGUUGAUUUUGAUACUAUAUGUUCUUAUUUUCUCUUGAGGAAAACUUGAAAUUUCAUAGGGUGUAAAGAUUUUUGAAUGCCAAAUGGUGGAGUAGAUUUUUUAUGAAUACUAAACUAUUUGUAGGAAGCAUGGUUUUUUGUAGGUGUGUUUGGGGAUUAAAUGUUGUUAAUUUUUAAUUUUGAUUGGUGAAAAAUCAACUUUAACUAUUUCCUCUUCUAUUUUUUUUAAUUUUAUUAAAAAAAAAUCUAUUAACAUCUUGAACUAAAAAAGUUAACGAAUUUAGAGUUAGUGUUCACAUCUACCACUACAUUGCAAAAUAUGAGCUUUAUUUUUUUUUAAUGGGAUUCGAAGAAUUUUCUUUUCCAGACUUUGUGGCAAGAUGAAAAUAUUCGAGAUGUUGAUUGGCAACAAGGCUCUGAGAAUUUAACAUCAACACCUGCAAGAUCACCCGUUGAAGCUACUUUCAAAUCAAGAGUAGGAGUUGGUUGACUAUGCUGACAAUGAUUGGGCAGAUUUGCUCGCAAAGUACUUCAAGUUAUGUGUUCUGUUUGGGUUCUAAUAUAUUCCAUCUUGGAGUUCAAGAAAGCAACAAACUGUAACUUUAUCUUCAGUCGAAGGCCCGAAGUAGAAUGUACAACUGUAAUUGAAGCUGCUUGUGAAGCGGUUUGGUUAAGGAAAAUCCUCAGAGAUGCCAACAAUAAACUUCUGUGAUAAUAUGCCAACCAGUACAAUCACCAAAGAUCUUGUCUUUCAUGCUCGGUCAAAGCAUAUUGAGUUAUAUCAUCAUUAUAUUAGAGAUUUGGUAGACAGAAGAAAUCUACAUGAAGUUCAUCAACACCAAUGAUCAACCAAUUGACGUCCAAGAAGUUCUAAGAAGUUUUUGAAAAUUACAGAUUGAGGGCUGUGUUAAAUGUAUUUUGCAACCUUCAAUUAAUCCUUUGAGAUUUCAAUACAGACUUUUUGAAAUAUGUAAAGAUAGGGAUGCUAAAAAAAACCCGAUAAAUCCAAUCUAAUCCAAACGAAUUGGAUUAUUGACUCAUUUACGUUGGAUUUGGUUCAAAUAAAUGAAAUUUUAUGAAUUGAGUU